ACCUGUCAACUGAUAGUGGUUUGUUUUGUAUCGAGCGUUUUUGCUUUUUUUGCCGAGGACGCCUCCAAAAGUGUUGACAUCGUAAAAAUUCUCUGUUGAGGAAAUUCUUUUCCGUUUUUUCCAGUAAAUUGUUAGGUGUAGGUACCUUACGUUUUAGAAGAUGGCUGAUCCAGGGUUUCCAGGCCAGCACACUACCACAACUACUGUGAAAUCCUCAAGUACGACAGUGGAUACGACCCUGAGGUUUGAUUCUUCCUAUGCUAGAACACUUCCAGGGUACAUAAAAAUUGCAGAAAUCGUUAUUAACUUGAUCGGAUUCAUAUGCAUCGAAGCUAGCGGACAAUGGUCAUUUCACUCACGUGGUCAGUGGUUCAAUUUUGUUUCUAUGACUGCCUUUUGGGUCACAGGUAUUCUCCUGGCUUUCUAUUUGUUCCAUGUGAUCGAAAAGUUCUAUAAAGUGCCAUGGUUAAAGUUUGAGCUUGGAUAUUGUAUUACUUGGACAGUUUUGUAUCUUAUAGCUGCCAGUUUGGCUGUUUCGUUUCAUGUGGAGGCGUAUAUAGCUGCAGGGUUUUUCGGUUUCUGUGGAAUGGCCCUUUACGGUUUGGAUGGCUUUCUAAAAUACAAAGCUCUCCAGUCUGGACAACUAGCUCAAGGGGAAAGAGUAAUGAACAGACAAACAACUACAACGGUAUCCAGUCCAUCAGCGUAUCCAUAAAGCAAUGUUUUGGAUGAGUUUUUUUCUGGAAAAAAAUACUGAAGGAAAACGUAUUACUCAUUUUGGUAAAUAAUGUAGCGUGUAAGCUUUAAAAAACGUAUUCGAGAGCAAUGUGUUCAUUUGUUACCACAACUUGUUUGUAUUCUGCAUUUAUCGUUUAAAAUUUCUCUUAAGACCAAAUCAUUUCUUCUUUUUAAUAUAUACAGGGUAUUUUGUUAACUAAGGUAAACAUUAUAGAAGGCUAUUUAUAGAAAAAGGUGUGAAAAAUUAUGUUUAUUAGAAAGAACUUACCAGGUACCAGGAGUUCAAAUUUGGUACAAAUAAACGUGCCAUAAUUAUACAUUUUACUCAAAUAUAAUAUUUAAAAAUACCUUCUAGGUCCGCCACUGUCAUGGUUUUUGGAAAAUAAGAUUUAUAUAGUCUAUAAAAUGAAUAACUUCGAAUUUUGACCGUUAUUUUUUACCAACGUGGCAAAUAUAAAAUCUCUCUGUCCAAAAAGUUACUGAUAUUCUUUAAAAUGAGUGCCUGAACG
Messenger RNA from Sitophilus oryzae (rice weevil), 1247 nucleotides. RefSeq names its product CKLF-like MARVEL transmembrane domain-containing protein 4. The record is from RefSeq and is a predicted model, not a curated record. Lineage: Eukaryota; Metazoa; Arthropoda; Insecta; Coleoptera; Curculionidae. Gene Ontology annotation, cellular component: membrane. The transcript has 4 exons. Bases 161 to 715 code for a protein of 184 amino acids.